AUGUCGCUCAAUUGGGUUAUGCUUCAGGACCAAGAAGGCUUCGUCCGCCUUCCAAAUGAACGCUUAGUUUACUCCUCACCUCCCCGCACCAGUGUGUCCUUGACCCCGCCAUCCGGAUACAAAGGCACGGAGAAGCUGUCGGUCCAAAGCAGCGCGGGCUGCAUUCAUCUCACCAACCAAAGAGUCGUCUAUCUCCCAGCAAGCAGAACAAAUGACUUCCAGUCCUUCUCAUCACCACUUUUGAGCGUCAAGGAUUCACAUGUAUCAGCCCCCUUCUUCGGUCCAAAUGUAUGGACAGCGCUGGUACAACCCGUGUCAGGAGGCGGCAUUUCACCAUCCCUGCCAGCUGUGCAGUUGAAAGUCAUUUUCAAGGAAGGGGGAGCAUUUGAUUUCCAUACCAACUUUGAGCGCAUCAGGGAACGACUGGAACAGGCCGUCGAAAAUGGCAGUGAAGGCACCCGUGGCCAGCAGAACGUGGACCUCUCGGCGGUUCACCUGGAAGAGUUGCCUGCAUACGAAGCACCGCCCAAUGUCGGCCAGGCAAGCGCUACCCCCAGCGAACCACCCACAGAGCCCCCAAGCAGCCGAGUAUCGGACGCAGGCACGGAACCUGUGGAGCCGCCUCCAUGCUAUGAGGCAGUUCAGUCGCAAAGUGUGGCAGAUGAACUGGAGGCGCGGUUACGACGAGCCAGCUGA
Messenger RNA from Penicillium nucicola, 696 nucleotides. RefSeq names its product GRAM domain-containing protein. The record is from RefSeq and is a predicted model, not a curated record. Lineage: Eukaryota; Fungi; Ascomycota; Eurotiomycetes; Eurotiales; Aspergillaceae. Gene Ontology annotation, biological process: positive regulation of DNA-templated transcription. Gene Ontology annotation, cellular component: nucleus. The coding region runs from base 1 to 696 and encodes 231 amino acids. Gene Ontology annotation, molecular function: chromatin DNA binding; transcription coactivator activity. The transcript is spliced from 3 exons.